This is a messenger RNA of Caenorhabditis angaria, 531 nucleotides long. NCBI's taxonomy places the organism in Eukaryota, Metazoa, Nematoda, Chromadorea, Rhabditida, Rhabditidae. The record is from the annotation of a GenBank genome assembly.
CUGGGUAAGUUAGAUUUUUAUGGAGCUCUCUGAAAAUUUCAAGAUUUUCCAGGAAAAAUGAACAUGAAACAAGUUUUGCCAAUACUAAAGCUCACAAGAAGAUUGAGCAAAAUCAAGCUGCCAAAGUUACACCAACUCACCCGAUCCAAAAUCCUUCUCGGAACCACUGCUUUCACAUUUUCCAACCAACAAUUCCAACCAAAAAAACGAGAAGCUGAUGGAAUUUUGGCAUACGAAGACUUGGAAGUGGAAGAAAGAGGAGAUUCUGGUGUGAUUUUGAAGAUUUUCAAGCUUCUCUUCAAUAUGUUUUGGGAAUAUUGGCGAAGAAAAUCGGAGAGGAAUUAUAGUUUCUUUUUGUGGUGCGUUAGACAUUUUGCCGAGAAUUUUUGAACAAUUAUUAAUUAUAAUUACUCAUAAACCAUGCUAACUUCAAAAUUUUUUGAAAAAUAUAUGUUUUCUAGUAGUUUCCAACUCGCUGUGCACUUUUCCAUCGUCAAAACCUACUUAGCUCAACUCCCCGAUGAGUUAUGA